AUGGCUUCAUAUUUGGAGGAUCUCGUCGAUUCGUUCCUCAGCAGUUCGGCGCUCGUAACGUACUGGAACUACAUUUUUCCCGUGUUGGUAGGUCUCUAUUUGGCCAUUUCACUGUACGACAAACAUCGGUAUGGUCGGAAUAAGAAGCUACGCAUUACUGAACCAGCGGCCACAGAAAAGAAUGGCAACAAGCUGGACGGUAUUGAGUACGUUGGAGACCUGGAACAUGCUGACUACGAUCCGGUUCCGGCGCUGGAAGAAAAACCACACAUCCCGUUCACUGGUGCUACGGUAACGCUCGCUACCGAUCCACUGGAAGCGGCCAAUCGGUUCUAUGCCAUCGCAAACAAUCGUCGUAGUGUGCGCAAGUUUAGCUCACGGCCCGUCGAUGUGGCCAUCUUGGAACGCUGCAUCCAGGUGGCCGGUACAGCCCCGAGUGGUGCGCAUACCGAACCGUGGACCUUCUGUCUCGUGUCCGACCUUUCGAUCAAGGCAAGCAUUCGCGAAAUUAUCGAAGCCGAAGAGUUCGUAAACUACACACAACGAAUGGCAAAACAGUGGGUAACGGAUCUGCGACCAAUUCGCACAAACCACAUCAAGGAAUAUCUUACCGAGGCGCCCCAUCUUGUGCUGGUGUUUAAGCAGACAUACGGCUACAAACAGACUUCCGCCGGUACGGACAAGAAACAACAUUACUAUAACGAAAUAUCCACCUCGAUCGCCACCGGGAUGUUACUGUGUGCGUUACAAUGUGCCGGACUAAGUUCGCUCGUCACUACGCCUCUAAACUGUGGACCAGCCCUUCGCACACUGCUCGAACGGCCACCGAACGAGAAGCUGCUGGUAUUGCUGCCCGUAGGCUAUCCAGCGGACGAUUGUACCGUACCGGAUCUGCAGCGGAAACCGCUGGAAGACAUCCUGGUGCGAUAUUGAUUG
This is a messenger RNA of Anopheles maculipalpis, 936 nucleotides long. It is a transcript of the gene Iyd, whose product is annotated as iodotyrosine deiodinase. The record is from RefSeq and is a predicted model, not a curated record. Bases 1 to 933 code for a protein of 310 amino acids. Gene Ontology annotation, molecular function: oxidoreductase activity. The transcript is spliced from 2 exons. Lineage: Eukaryota; Metazoa; Arthropoda; Insecta; Diptera; Culicidae.